AUGGCUGACCGUCUAAUACCGGUACCGCUCAGUUCAGCACCAACCGACCAAGCCAUUCGUGUUGUAAAAGCCUUCCAAGCUGGGCUCGAUCGACGUGAGCCAUCGUUGAGUGGUCCAAGUGCAGCAAGGCUACGUGAAAUCAGUCGACAGUUGAAACUUCAAGUUGAGCACGAGGGGAAAGGUGUGCCGCGUUCAAUAUCUCGUCAGUCGCAAUCGAAACAAGGUGAAGCAGUUUCAUCGGUUUAA
Molecule: messenger RNA, 246 nt
Organism: Anisakis simplex (herring worm)
Lineage: Eukaryota; Metazoa; Nematoda; Chromadorea; Rhabditida; Anisakidae
Source: the annotation of a GenBank genome assembly